GCUUAUUCCUACUGCCAACUGUUGGAGGAAAUGUGGGUGGAGACGCACUUCCACUGAAUCAGAGGCGCAACAUUUCCAGUAACAACUUUCCAUAUCAGGAAGUGUUUCACUGUGAGACGCUGGCAUUACACCUCAGGCAAGCAGAAAACUGCGUUCCCACCACAUACAGUAGAUCGUAGCUGAGUUUGUUUGUUAUUGGAAGUAGAAGUGGAAUACAUCGAUUCAAAAUGGAGUUAAAGAGGUGAUCUGGAGUCUGGGAAAUGUCGAGUUCGCGAUCGGAUAUGUUUUGUCCUGCUUAUUUUAGGGACUAUUGCAACAGCUCUCUCUGGCCAGAAUCUGGACUGUACCAACGACUUCGACAAUACUUGGUUUUGCCAAUUGGAAGCACAAAACUGCACUGAAUACAAUGUGUCUCUAUGGAGCAUCGACAGAUAUGGUGAUACACAUUGCAUUUUCAAACAGUGUGAAGUUGGACAAUGUUGUUGCUCUUUCAAAAUGAUGUGUAUUCUGGGAGCGACUUAUAACGCUACACUUUCGAAAGGAGGUAAAAGCAUGAAGUCCAAAAUCAUCAGCGUGAAGGACAGCAUAAAGCCCAAAACCCCAACAAUCAUCUCAGUGAAAGAAUCCAAUGGGAAUUUUCAAAUCAAGUGGAACGCAAACACGAUUGGCAGUUUUGGUCAAAGCUUGAAAGCUAAUGUGACUUACCAUAAAAAAGGAGACGCAGAAAAGGUACCUGUGCAUUUCAAACCAACUACAGUAAAUGGACUGAAUUACUAUGAAAUACUUGGUCGACACUUGAAGCCAAGUACAACAUAUGCAGUCAGCGUGAAAAGCUACACAGACUGGAGUGAAAAGUACAGUGACAGUAGUGAAGAAAUAGAAUUCACAACCCCUAUGUCCCCAAAUGACCUGUCCCUGGCUAUCAUCGUCAUCCUCUGUGUUGCCGCUGUCAUCAUCAGCGCUGCUAUAUAUGGCUGUUAUUUAAAGCUCAAAACAAGGUGGAGGGACGUAGUUGCCAAAUGUCCAAAUCCCAAACUACUGCUUAUGCAUCCAAGCAAGCAAGGGGUCCUGAAGCCUGUGUCACCCAUCAUCUCGUCUGUCCGUGUUGAGCCCCAUGUUCCAGAGGAAAGCAAACCAUGGCUGAAAGACACAAGCGGUGGGAGCCCUCAGCAAAGCAGUGAGAGUACUGGCUCAUCUUGUCUCAGUUAUGCUACUACAGAACCUGCCAACAUUAUAGCCGGUGUCCAGGAUGCCCUUGAAAAACUCUUUCCAAAUAUCAGCCCGAUAUCAACUUUGACCACCAAUCCACCUACAGAAUCAAACAAAGACCAAUGGAGUUUGCUCUCCCCUUCCUACAACCCUUGUGAUGUCAGAGCUGAUAUCAUGAGUGUUGGAUCAGAUGGCUUUGACAAUCAAACCUAUUUCCUCAGUCCCAACUGUGUUGACCAACAGGCACCAGCUGGUCCGCUUGUUAAUUUACCACCAGUGGUUUCAUCUCUGGUGCCAACAGAAAUGUCAUAUGAUCAGUGCAAUGCAGAUUCUUUGGGAUGUUCACAUGCAGAAGGCUCCAGUUUGUCCUCCGUCUUUAGGGGAACCAACACAAUUGCGUCAUGUGAUUCUGUGUUCAGAUUUGAGGCAGAGUGUGAGAGCUUUGAUGAAGCGGUCCUUGGUGUAACAAAGCUACAUGAAAAAACUGAAGGGGGUAUUAUAUGUGAUGAAAACCCCUUCUACAGGUGUGCACCUGCAGGCUCACACAGCCUCCCUCCAGUGCAUGACGACUACCAGCCAUUUCAGGAUCUGGUGAAGCAGCCUGAUAUUUUGUUUUCAGAGGAGAGAAGUGGUGAGAAAGAGGAACGUUUGACUAAAUAUCCAGACAAGUCAUUCACCAAGAUGCCUCAAAGCUUCGUUGGACCCGUUGCCCCAGGUUCCAUUAACAAUGUCCAUGUUGGCCAGGGUCUUUCCGAGCUCCAAAGACAUUUACUCUCUGGGAUCCCUGCUGACCAGUCUAUGCCAUUAAUCACAGAAAGCGGCUAUCACAGUGUCUAGCUCUGAAUCUUUAUGCGUUUUAUUUUUUUGUGCAAUUUUUCCUUUUUUUAUCAUUGAGAAACUUCGAUGACGAUAUAACCGACCGUGUGAAUGGCAAUCAAAUGUGUAACAUGACUCAAGUUUAAGUGGGAAAACGCAGUCCUGUCGUCAUCCAUAUCUGUUUACGAAGAUCAUGUGAUAUGACCGAAAGCUCCCCAGGUAACAGUUAAGAAAUGCACUUUGAGUAGACAUUGUUCUUUCCACUGACAUGACGGCGGGCAGCGAUCCAAGGCAAAAAAAAAACCGUCUUUGCACCUUAAGAGCAGUUGAUUUGUUGAAUUUGUGAAUACUUUGCAACAGUGUAUGAUUGAUUUUGAUGUUUUAAAUGUAUGCAUGUUACAAAUUCUUGGAAGAAAACGGCUCACAUAUGUAUGUAUGAGUAAACAGAAGAGUCAUUUCUGGUAGAUUAUUUUAAUCUCUCUGAGCUUGAUUUGACCAGGGGAGUCGUCACAAGAAAAUAGCAUAUGUACCCAAUUGGGCCAUCAAUACUGAGCCUUUUGAGGAGUUUUACAUUGAACUGACUGAGCCCUGCGUCUGAAACAAGUCAGGUAUUGCAUUGAUCGGAGGCUAUUCAGGGUUGAGAAAUGACUUCAUCAUAGCUCUUCUCUGGAACUGUUGAGCCACUUCGCCUCAUCAAAAAAAAGAGAUCUAAGACUUGAAGGAACUAAUUUCAACAUACAAUAUAUUCAGUUCACUAUAUGCAAAGAAAUGGUAGAAUACUGGGAAUACGUGAAAGAAAUGUUACUAUUAAGGCACAUAUUAUCAUAUUAUCUUGAGUUGUGUUUGCUUUAAAUGGACAUUGCUUCUGAGUUUGUUAUGUUGUUUUAUUGUAAAUCUACAAUUGUGCUUUUGUGGCAGAAGAUAUCUUUGAUAUAUAUUGUCGUGGAAUUCAGCCGAUAUAAACUAAACCAAAGGGUGCUGAGAAGUAAAUCUAUUAUACUGAAAUAAAGAUACCUGGUUAAAGAAG
This is a messenger RNA of Cottoperca gobio, 3052 nucleotides long. RefSeq lists its product as uncharacterized. Gene Ontology annotation, cellular component: external side of plasma membrane. The record is from RefSeq and is a predicted model, not a curated record. The coding region runs from base 496 to 2046 and encodes 516 amino acids. Gene Ontology annotation, biological process: cytokine-mediated signaling pathway; immunoglobulin mediated immune response. Lineage: Eukaryota; Metazoa; Chordata; Actinopteri; Perciformes; Bovichtidae. Gene Ontology annotation, molecular function: cytokine receptor activity; protein binding. The transcript has 10 exons.